Molecule: messenger RNA, 5856 nt
Organism: Diorhabda carinulata
Lineage: Eukaryota; Metazoa; Arthropoda; Insecta; Coleoptera; Chrysomelidae
Product: apoptosis-resistant E3 ubiquitin protein ligase 1
Exons: 12
Coding region: 906-3242 (778 amino acids)
Biological process (GO): positive regulation of protein catabolic process; proteasome-mediated ubiquitin-dependent protein catabolic process; protein polyubiquitination
Molecular function (GO): ubiquitin-protein transferase activity
Source: RefSeq, a predicted model, not a curated record
ACAGUGAAUCUGCGAGUCAACGAUGCAGUAAUAAUGGCAACACCACAAAGGAAAAGAGCAAUGAGAAGUUUGUCAAUACAACUCAACGUAGACUAAGCCAUGAACUUGAACAAGUUCAAAGUUAUGUAUAUCUUCGGGUGGUUAUCAAGGACGACGGUGACUGAGAGCACCGAAUGCCAUAAUAAGUUCCAAAAAAAUCUCCGGAAAGGCGAAGCUACAUUUAUACAAAACAAUACUAAGACCAACAGUGAGCUACGGAGGCGAAACGUGGAUUCUAAAUAAAGCAGAGGAAGAGAAUAUGGGAAAGAAAAAUACUCAGGUAAAAAGGAGGAAGAAUUAUGGCUGAGAAGAACAAAUUAUGAAAUAAGGAAUCUACUGGAGAAGCAGAACAAAGCAAAAUAAUAAAGAAUAGAGUGGCUGGGUCACAUACAGAGAAUGCCACAAAAAAAUUGAUGGGCACAAGAAGGAACAAUAAAAAAGGAAGACCAACUGUUGCAUCAAUUGAACUGAAAAUGGUUUUCAUUUGAGUUUGUUUAAAAUGCGAUGAAUUGUUCGCGUCGGUAAAGUAAGACCUAUCUCUAUUGGAGGCAUUUGGAGAAGCCGUAAAAUAACCCAAAACAUCAAGUACGUUUAUGUCACUGUCCACUAAUGGUUUAUUUUUCUCAAUUUUUGUCUUCAAUUGACCAAUCUAACAGCAGUUUUUAAGCAAUCUUUUCACAAUAUCACCAUUUCGUUCAACAAUUUGACGUAUAACACACGCUGUCUUCUCCAAAGAUUUUCCUCGUUGGUCUGCUGCUAGACAAUCUCUGCCGAUUUCCAAGCAACGUUUGGAAGUACUUAAGGCUGAUCUUUGGUCAGAAGUUGUCAAAAGCAGUCAUCACCAAGACGCCUGGACAUGGGGAGGAAUGCUGGUGGUAUCCGUAUCUGUUGCAGGAUUGGUCACUUUGGCUGCUAUGACCCAACCAUCUUUAGCGCCCGAGGCCAAGCAUUCCCUACUUCAAUAUGUCACCGGAAAAUAUCUGUUACCGUCAAAUUGUAAGGUAAAUUUUCAAUGGUCAUGUCCUCAUCCCGUGGGCCAAACAGUUUGUUUUACUGUGCAAUUCUACCAACGUAAUGGACAGCCUUAUCCAAUCUGUGAUACUGAUAAUUUUACUGUUGAUGUUUGUGGAGGUUCAAGAAAGUUAGCCGUUAUAACGGAAUUGGGUUCUCCAACGGAUCCGAACAGCGCUAAUGUUGCAAAAGUUAAAUUUACCGUCCGACACGCUGGUCAGUAUCGAAUUUCCGUAAUGGUUGGUACUCAACACGUGGCCGGUAGUCCUUUUACAACUGUAUUCGUUGCCGGACCAGCUUUUGCCCAAAGGACCAUGGUUGUGAGACAUUGCAGCACUGUCGUAUGUACUGCUAAUGUCGCUCAUUUAUUGUACAUCGAACCUAGAGAUGAAUAUAGCAAUAUUUGUCGUUAUUUGUCCACCGACAAUCCAACAGAGGGUUAUACUGUCGAUAUAAUACAAUUAGGAAGUCAAUCGCACGAAUCUGAAUUAGACAUAGACAAAGAAAAUUUCACCACUAGCUUAGAUUAUGAUUGGGAAAGCCAACGAGUUAGCGUACAAUUAAAAUUUUUUAGAGAAGGCUGUUAUCACUCUACUAUUUAUUAUCAUGGUACGGAAUUACAUAAUGGAGACUUUGAUAUUAUCGUUUUAAACAGCGUAGAUUCUACUCUAGUUCAUAAAAACGUUGCUUCUAAAAAUCAUAAUAUUUGUUACGAUGCAAAAUUAGUUGGGAUUCACGGAGAAAGAAUACCAAAACCUAAAAAAGUUUUAUGUUACGUUUCACCAAAACAACUUAUAAUUAAGGAACUUAUUUUGAAGUUUAUACCAAAGAGACUGUUCACUUUUAGGUUAUGUCCAUCAACCAAGUUUACUUUCCAUGCAGAUACAUUAAAAUUCAGCGAAUUCUACUCUUCUUCUUUCACUGUAGACGACGGCUGUCAGCCAAAAAUAGAAUUAGUUUCGAAAGACAGGAAUGUUAUAGCAGCCACAUUCGCACAAUUCCUUUUAAAGAACAUGGGUGGAUCGGAAACAUUCAAAGACAAACAAGAUUUCUUUUAUCACGAAGUAAGGAAAUUCCAUCAAAAACAUUACCAUGAGAAAAUAUCCAUGAAAGUAAACAGAGAGAAGUUACUGGAGUCUAGUAUGAAGGCGACAAAAAAUUUCUCUGUUUCAGAUUGGUGUAAGAAUUUUGAAGUUAAUUUUCAAGGUGAACAAGGUAUUGAUUGGGGAGGCUUAAGAAGAGAAUGGUUUGAAUUAAUAUGCGAACAACUCUUCGAUGCCAAAUAUAAAUUAUUUACAAGUUUCCACGAAGGACAACAAUCUUUGGUACACCCCAAUCCCGCAAGAGGUUCCCAUAUUAAAUUGAAACAUUACGAAUUCGCUGGAAAAGUUGUUGGAAAAUGUUUAUACGAAAGUGCGUUAGGUGGAUCUUACAGGCAGUUAGUUAGAGCUAGAUUUACUAGAUCUUUUUUAGCACAAGUGAUAGGACUUCGAGUACAUUAUAAGUAUUUCGAACAAGAUGAUCCAGAUUUGUAUCUAUCGAAAAUAAAAUACCUUUUAGAUCAUAAUAUCGACGAAAUAGAUACUGAAUUGUAUUUCGUUGAAGAACAAUACGAUUCUAACGGACAGCUAGUCAAAACCGUCGAAUUAGUCCCGAACGGUUCUAAAAUUAAAGUCGUAAAUAGUACAAAACAACAUUAUUUAGAUGCUCUAGCGCAAUAUAGAUUAGCUACAAAUAUAAAAGACGAAAUGGAAGCUUUCCUUAGAGGAUUAAACGAGUUGAUCCCCGAUAAUCUUUUGAGUAUAUUCGAUGAGAACGAAUUAGAACUUCUUCUCUGUGGUACCGGUCAGUAUAGUAUCGCAGAUUUCAAAGCCCAUCAUGUUGUUAACGGUAACUCUACAGAAUUCCGAAGAAUAGUUGGUUGGUUUUGGGCGGCAGUGGGUAACUUCACACAAGAAGAAAUGGCUAGGUUGCUACAAUUCACCACAGGUUGCUCUCAGUUACCUCCAGGUGGAUUCAGAGAAUUAACACCUCGGUUUCAAAUCACUGCAGCUCCUACUUUUGGAAAUCUCCCAACCGCACAUACUUGUUUCAAUCAACUUUGUCUACCUGACUAUGAUUGCUAUGAACACUUUGAAAAAUCUCUUUUGUUGGCGAUAAGUGAAGGCACAGAAGGAUUUGGAAUGGUUUGACCACAACUGUGAUUUAUUUAAGAUAUUAGUAACAUAUUUUCGUUACUUGAUUAUAACCAAAAGAUAUUACAUGAAAAAAAAGGUUGCUUAUAUAAUAUUUUGUGUAUGUCCAGAAUUGCAUAACUACUAUAAAAACAAAUUAAUGCUGUUAUUCAUUCAUUGAAACAAAUAUUGAAAAAAUAUAAAAGUGGUACGGUUUUACGGUUUUUUCGAAGUUGAGUAUAAUAUUUUUACUUAUAUUGUGAAUCACAAUUCCCAAUUUAGUUGUCGUAUUCAACUAUGGUGCAAAAUCCUAAUUAAAGUAUUAGAUAUUGGCAUCCAAAUUUGGUUAUUAUUAUAAUAUAUUAUUACUUUGACUCAUCUGUAAAACUUUAACAGUAAAGUUUUUAAAGGCUCUUCUGGUUCACCAAGUAAUGGAAUGAAACUUUACCACCGGAACAGCACAUUCUAUUAGUUUCAUCUUUCCAUUUGAAAGCAUCGCAAUAGUGACAUUUUCUAUUCAUUGAGCCAAUAACAAUCAAAGGAUGAUUAUGAUAUUAAAUGAAGGAUCUUAUUGAAACCUAGUACCAUUGAAUACCGACCAAUCCUUACGCAUGAAUUUACGACGGCGUGUGGUCAGCUUUUCUGCAUUAUCAAUUCUUCUUGCCUGCGAUUGUUCUGGCGUUUCUAUCGCUCUUCUAGCUGCCUGCAACGUAGCUUGUCUUCCUGAACGAACUCGUAUCUGAAGAGGAGUUUCAGCUGCUCUCAAAACACUUUGUCGCUCUGCUUGCUGUUGUCUUCUCACGUUUGCUGCACGGGGCUUUUGCUUACGAUGCAUUUUUGAAGAAGAACAGAGUAAGAAUUAAAACAAAAAAGUAAGAUCUAAAAUAAUGAUAAUGACACAUAACCUCAAAAAUUCAAAUAGUUCUACACCGCAUAUAUAAUGGCAAUAAUAACAAUAAAUAAAAAAAAUCCUAAUAGCUGAAACUAUAGUCAAUUGAGUAGGAUAUUGAUGUGACCGUUGGUUGGUAGGGUACUCAGGGUUGGAACUCCAUUACAGGAUGCUAGAUGGCGUUGAGGAAGCUAGACUUUAAGAUUUUUGACACAAAAUUGUUUUAUAUCACGUUAAACAUAAUUUUUUUCAUAAAAAGUAUCUGUUAUUUCUAAUACCUUCAAGAAUAUGUGUACAAAGUUUUAUGAUGAUCGAUUAAGUAGUUUAUAAAGAAAUAAUCAGUAUUACUUAUUAGGUUUUUAGUGUAAUGACGCAAAUUUGGGAAAUAAAAUAUUUCCUUGUUUUAAUUUUAAUUUUUGUAAUAAAUAUGAAAAUACUAGAUAUUUCAGAAACAGUGAUGAUAGGAAUAAGACAUUGUACUUGAAUUAUGUCUAGACUUUUCUGAAGAAUCUGAAUAAUAGAUAAUAUGCGAGGAUGUAUUUAAAAUAAGAAACUUGACAUUGGCCACUGUCACAUGACACACGCUAUAUAAUUUAUUUAUAUUUAUAUUAAAGUAUUCAAGCGUUUUUACCAAUACGCCGUCAUUUAUUUAUUAACGAAUUUAUUUCAAUUAGCAGUUUCACUUCGUAGUUUUGAGCAAUAUAUAAUCAUUUGAAAUGCUGUUUCUCAACUAGAAGAUAAUCAAGAUGAUAAAAUUUCGUAAUAUGUAUCAAAAUAAGUAGUUAAGCAAAGUAUUUCACCUGAACGUACACAAAAGGUAGCUAUAUAAUUUUAAUUUAAAAAUAUAUAUUUGUUAAUUAAAUCUCUGCACCCUUAUAAUGAAAAAAUGGUAACCAGUAUUUAAUACUUAUCAAAAGAUUACCUUUUAGUUCUACAAUCAGUUUGUCUAUAUAUUAGUUUUGUUAAAGUUUUUCUGAUCUAAGUAAACUAUACUAUCUUCAAUAGAAAUGAUCAAUCCGAAUCAUCUAAUCCAUAGCUACGGUACUCGCAUCAAGACCUAGAUGAGUUGUCAGUCUUCUAUAAGCAACCAUUUUCCAAUUUGGCAAUAAUGGAAGCUUUCUGAAUUUCAGUUAACCAAGAAGACAUUGAGUACAUUUUUAAUUCAAUUGAACUCUAAUUGAUUAUUGAAUUAUGUGUCACUGGCAGUGACAGUGACAUCAGGUAAUAACUUUUAUUUACAACCAUAUAUGACAUUCUGUCAUUACUAAUGUCAUUGAAGGUUGGAAAGUGUCAUAUUACACACAUCUACUUCCCUACUUCCUAAAAUUUUUCUCAUCUAUUCUAGAUGAAUAUUUUUUAUAUUUAAAAAUAUAAAUAUUAUAAUACCUAUUGAAUGGAAAAACCAACAAUGGACUAAAAUAUAACAAACUACUUAUUGAAAUUAAUGGUUAAAAAAGGCCAUUUUUCACUACCUGGGUACAGAAACAUAUUAAAAGCACUACCACAGAUUUAUACUUUUGUAUUUACUUACAUUUAUAGUUUUUUCACUUUCGAAGAAGUAUUAUUUUUACAAUUUCAAUUACUGUGUACUUAAUAUCAGUUUUUGUGUAACAUAUUUUAUGUAACCAUUAUGUAUUUUCUAAUUCCAUCGAUAAGUAUUAUUUAAUUAUUAUUUAUUAUAAAAAAAGACAAGAACAAUGGAAGAAACUUCAACAAAUAAAAUGAAAACAUUUUAACUAUCAA